This is a messenger RNA of Actinia tenebrosa (Australian red waratah sea anemone), 4504 nucleotides long. RefSeq lists its product as uncharacterized. Gene Ontology annotation, biological process: regulation of transcription by RNA polymerase II. Gene Ontology annotation, cellular component: RNA polymerase II transcription regulator complex. The record is from RefSeq and is a predicted model, not a curated record. Gene Ontology annotation, molecular function: DNA-binding transcription factor activity, RNA polymerase II-specific; RNA polymerase II cis-regulatory region sequence-specific DNA binding. Lineage: Eukaryota; Metazoa; Cnidaria; Anthozoa; Actiniaria; Actiniidae.
GGACUCUAGACGAUUAUUAGGUGAUUUACUACAAAAAAUAUUUCAUAUAUUUGUCUAUAAUACUAGACAAAAGCUCCACGAAGCCCGAAGUAACACAUGUGUGUUUUAUCAGCUGUUUUGUUGGAUUACUUCAGAUUAUAUUCAGGUUUUAUUAGAUAGAGAUCAUGGUUUCCACGACAAACCCUGAAACCUGGAACAAAUCAGAGAAAGAUUCUGAUUCAUGUCUUAGUGACAGCUCUGGGUCAUUAUCGCUAAGCAGACACCCGUCCUUGGCAGAGAUAUCAACCAUUACCUCAAACUGCUCUACAAGUCCGAUAACGUCAGAUGAAAAUUAUAUGGAACGUAACUUAAAAUCUCUUAAAUCACAAGCUGCAAGCAGUGAGAGCUCGAUUGCUCUUCUAGAUUUGCAAUUAAGUGGAAAAACAAUGAUGGUUCCUGCUACACCCCCGAAGCAUACGAUGAAAUCCGACUCCUCAGUCGCUCCAACAAACACAGAAGAUGAACCACUCACACCUACAGCUAAUCUAAAAAUGUUAGUCAGCGCAGCAAGUCCAGCAAUCCGAGAUCGGGAGACUAAGAAGCGAGAACUCUUCACAGAACCUGAACAGACCAGUCCAAUUCCAAGCUUUUGUGCUGUGCCUUCGUUCGCGUUACCGAUGUUUGACUCCAAAGUUGUUUACAGAAAUGGCGGUUUUGUCCACGUAAACCUUCGAGAUGGUUCAGAAUCUGAGAAAAUGGUCAUAAGUAGGAAGGAUAAAUCUCUUGGUCUGCUGUGCCAAAGAUUUUUGGCCAAGUACCCUGAAAACCCUUCUCCUAGUGAGAGAAUAGAGAUCAGCCUUGAUGAAGUUGCUAAGGAUUUGAGUGUUGAGCGGAGAAGAAUCUAUGACAUUGUCAAUGUCCUUGAAAGUGUAGAGGUUAUUAGCAGAUUUGCCAAGAAUAGAUACAUGUGGCAUGGAAAGACAAGACUGCCUCAAACAUUAGCUAAAUUAAAGCAAUUUGCUGUUACACAUGGAUUUACAAGUAAAGGAGGGAACACAGAUAAGGAAAAUCCACAGAUGGCUUGUCAAAAUAAGUGUGCAAAAGCUGGAACAAACAAAUUGCCUCAUCUUCUUCCUAAAAAUAAUAAAGUUUGUCUACCUGGAAUGGGGUGUUUACCAAGUAUGUUUGAUGGUGAAGAUGAUGCUUGGGCAAAAAAGCAAAGAGAAGCAGAUUAUUGCAGAAAGGACAAGUCACUUGGUGUAUUGAGCCAAAAAUUUUUAAUGAUGUUCUUACUUUCGGAGAAUCGGCAAGUUACCUUAGAUGAUGCAGCUAAUUUAUUGAUAGAUGAAGAGGAAGAAGGAAAGGCUAAGUACAAAACUAAAGUGCGCCGUCUUUACGAUAUCGCCAACAUCUUGUCAAGCUUACAGCUUAUCCAGAAAGUCCAUAUUCAUAACAUCCAAAGUGGCAGAAAGCCUGGCUUCAGAUGGAUUGGUAUUGAUUUGGACAGUCUAGACGAUCUUAACAAACCUACAAGUGAUUUGAACAACCAUCCCAAGAAAAGAGGUGGAAGUAGUAAGAAUUCCUUGGUGGAGAAGGAACCAGUAGACACAGAAGAGAGUGCAUUUGGGAGACUAAUCAGCCGCCGGCCAAGCCAGCAACAGUUACGUCGCACAAAAUCUGAUGGAAACGGCAAAAGCAAGCUACCACGCUCCAGAUCAGAUAGAGGGUUUGCAAGCAAGAAAAGGGUGUUGUCUAGUGAUAGUGAUAAUGGAGCUAGUGACAAAGGAGAUGGAUAUUCAAUACAGGAAAUUACUGGUUUUAGAGAUGACAAUUCCAUAAGAAGUCCAGGCUCAAUCAAAUUUCAUUCUGAAUUAAUGAAACUGAAAGAGCAGUAUCCUGACCACAUGUCUGAGCUUCUUUCUGCCUGUCAAGCAUAUCUCAUACCUGAUGAGAACAAAAAAAGUAGAAGAACACUGUUCAAUGGGGAAAAUUCAUCACAAGAUGAUGGCCCAAGCUCUAAGCGCCGCAAAAGUUCUGAUGAUGUCAUGGUCAAAGAAAAUGAGUCUGAGAAUGCUACAAAGUUUGUACAUUCAGCAACAUCUCCAUUCAAGCCCUUUGAGACAGAGCAGAAUGAUAUCAAUUCCACCACAAAGAGCCCACCGGCUAAGCAUAUCAUCCCUAGUGUAGUUGAAGGAUCUCCUGAACAAAAGAUACUGUUGGAGCGAGAGAAGCAGAAAAAGCUAUUAGAGGAACAGAAGGAUUUUGACGUCAAGGAUGAGAGAUGGAAACGAAUGGAAGAUGAACUGGAAAAAGCACUUUCCAAGACCCGUUCUGAAGUGUCCAAGAAUAAUGACAGCAUCCACUCAUCAGUUGAAAUUCAGGCUAAUUCAAUAGAUGAUGUGAGCCCCUUGAAGCCUCUGAGUAAUUAUGUUAAGAAUAUGAAGCCCUGGUAUCCUCUAGGUAAAGACAAGACAGUCACUCAAUCUACAGCAUCCAAAUCAGGAAGUCUAUCUCCAUUGUCUUUACAAGCUAUGGGUGUCACUCCAAUAGCACCUUCUCCAGUGAGCAAUACUACAAGUCCCACAAAUGCAUCAGUCGCGUCAUCCAAUAAUGCUCAAAGCGUAAAUCUAGUAUCAUUAACAUCUUCAAAUUUACAGUCUUUGUGGACAAUGGCAACCUGUAGUGCCCCAUCGCUCCAUACCAGCCAGGCUCCUCUCUUCCUAGCAAUGCCACAGCAACACACCUUCUCAUCUUCUGCAUCUAAUCCAGCUUUGCUGUCAGUAACACCAAGUACUUCAGAGACAAGAAAACUAUUACCACUAUCUCAUCCACCCAGUGAAGAGAAUUGCCUGGGCAAUAUAAUGCAAGCUACUACCAAUAUAAUGCCGCCAUCUUCAACUUUACCAAUGAACAUUGUUGGCACUCUAAACAAUGCCAACUUUAUUCAAGAAAGCAUGACAUGUUUGAAAGAUAACCAGAUAAUUAGACCUCUGGUGAAUGUCCAGCCCUCAGUCACCCAAGGAUUCAGUCCUAGAAUGGUCAUGACUGCAAUUCCAGGUAUCAGAGGUCCUGCUCGUGCCACUGUAGCCACACCCAACCAGAUGACCCCCAUUCUACCUAAGGUUAUCACACCUCAGCAUCCAUUUUCAUCAGUGACUGGGGGAACUCCCUGUAGCAAUACAGUUUUUGUAAAUUCAGAUAUUGCUAAAAAAUUAGUAAUGCCUGAUACUAAAUUAAACUGAAACAAAAAAAAGAAAAUAGGAAUAUUUGAAUUUAGUUAAAAUGUAAUUAAUUUGGUUUCUCUAGUCCCCUUGCACUGACUCCUUAGAGGAAUAAUUAUUCUGGGGGACAAAACAAUAGGCCGUCUUUUCUUACUCAAAAACAUUCCUUCUUUUGGUUCCCAAGAACGAUUCCUCUCAGGACUCAGUGCAAGGGGUCUAUUAUCAUGUGGUUAAUUAGUAAAUGGUAAACUUAUUGAGUUUUGCAUGAAUAUGAAGAAGAUUGGUCUUUCAAGAGGUCUUUGUCUUCAAAUUUAUUUUUUUAUUUAGAUUUGCACGUUACUUUUCAUCCUGUGAAAUAAUAAGUGAAUAAUUCUUUUUUACUUUCACUAUCAAGACUUUUCGAUGCCUUCCUGUUAUAAUUUACCAAAGCCUAAUUUAAGGCUAUAUUACUCAGCAAAGCCUUUUUCAAAAUUCAUGCAGAAUUCACUGAUGUUUUUUGUUUGGUUAUUUGGUAGAGUUAUAUCUACUCUUUAUGGUAUAAGGUUUUGAAAAACAAUAUUUUUUUCUUUCUGUGAAAGUUUUACUUUUCUCUAUUAGUGAUAGUGAUUAACAAUUUAUUUUUUUCAAGUAAGGUUCAUUAGAGUGCACGCACUAAAACCGUGAGCAUUAAAUAGUACUAUUUCAUACGGAAUCCUUUGUUUUCUAUUGUUUAAUUAUCACUAUUUAGUGCUUGAAAAUUAGUAUUUGUUUCACGGAUUUAGUGUAAGCACUCUAAUACAAUAAUUAGGGUAAUGUAAGGAAAUUGUUAAAGGAAUAUAAUUGUUGACAAAAUCUAGGGGUUUUAAUGUACAGUAUUGAUAGCCAAAAUGAGUUAAUCCUGGUAUGUUAUCCUAGGGUUUGGAAAAGUUUUUUUUAUUAACCUUAAAAAAACUACAGAUGCUAUUUAAUUGCGUACAGAUUAUGAAUAUUACCGCAAAUGAUAGUUGAACUUUAAAGUCUUACUUUUUACUCAAGUUCAUUUAUAGGGUAUUUUGAAAGUUGGGUAUUUGGUAGAACAAAAAAAAACACUCCUUUUUCAAAGGCUAUCUUAUGAAAUACCAUGAAUUUAGGGAUUACUCUGCAUUUAGGAGAUGGGUUACCAACACUACUUAAAAUAUUUUCAUGAACUUUAAUAAAGUUAAUUCUUAUAGUUCGUGGCAAAUGUAAGAUAAUUUUUCCAAAGUCAAAUCUACCAAUGGCUGCUAAAUUUGUAUGUCUUUUCCCUGAAAUUGUAGUGCAAAUAAAAUAAAGUAUAUUUUUCUUUA